AUAUUGUCUCCAAUACAGUACCAGCUGAGCAACAGUGCCGCCUUACACUUUUCCUCAUGGUUGGAGAAGACAGCCUGGUAUUCAUGAUAUUUAGGCUAAGUUUGGUUGGUCUUCUUGGGGUCGUAGCCGGGGCAAUUGUGGUUACAAUCUGCUAUUGCAUUGCUGUCGGCUGGUGCAACCAAAGGCGGCGUGCAACAAGUCCGCUAAAUAGACGCCGAGUCCCUCAAACCAACCAAGAAGAUAGACGUCCCUGUAGAAGAAGCAAUUCAAUGGCGCAAUCAAAUCCAAAUUUUCAAAACUCCAAAGAUCAGACCAGCCAAGAAGAUGGGCCCAGUAGCACAAGCAUUAAUUCAAUGGUGCAAUCAAACCCAAGUUUUCGAUACUCCAAAGAGUGCGAAGUAGAAACAUGUACCGUGUGCUUGUGUGAGUUCAAGGAAGGCGAGGAAGUACGCGUAUUGCCCGAGUGCUUGCACUUGUUUCAUGUCACUUGUGUUGAUACGUGGCUCAUCUCCUACUCUACUUGCCCGAUCUGUCGUGCUGAUACUAUGCCUCCCCUGAACGCCGUCUUGUCUUCGCCAAUUCCAGGUGGAACCCCCCGGUUCGCCGCCGGAGCUCCACAGGUUGCCGGAUUCCCAUGAAUAGAAUGCCUUUACUUUUAAGUCGAUCUGCCACUUUCAUUUGCAUAAUAGUGUACGCUUAAAAGCUUGUACGUACAUCACUCAAGGCAAAUGUGCAUGCAUGUGAAAUAUAAAUGAAAUAAGAGUUUGGCAUA
This is a messenger RNA of Alnus glutinosa, 772 nucleotides long. Its product is annotated as RING-H2 finger protein ATL51-like. The record is from RefSeq and is a predicted model, not a curated record. NCBI's taxonomy places the organism in Eukaryota, Viridiplantae, Streptophyta, Magnoliopsida, Fagales, Betulaceae. The coding region runs from base 57 to 638 and encodes 193 amino acids. The transcript has a single exon. Gene Ontology annotation, biological process: protein ubiquitination.